Messenger RNA from Haliotis rufescens (red abalone), 1733 nucleotides. RefSeq names its product H2.0-like homeobox protein. Gene Ontology annotation, molecular function: sequence-specific DNA binding; DNA-binding transcription factor activity, RNA polymerase II-specific. The record is from RefSeq and is a predicted model, not a curated record. Lineage: Eukaryota; Metazoa; Mollusca; Gastropoda; Lepetellida; Haliotidae. Gene Ontology annotation, biological process: regulation of DNA-templated transcription. The transcript has 4 exons. Bases 68 to 1150 code for a protein of 360 amino acids.
CUACAAGUGUUUAUAUGAAAUGUCGAAAACUUAAAUAGUUUCAUCUCGGCGUUUAGGGUAAAUGUAAAUGCCCCGGGCUACGAAAGAAAACAGAAGUUGGAGGACUAGAAAGAGGAUGUACCUCAGCAACUGCAUCAGCUGUGUGCCCGGGGGUGCCGCCUUCUGGCCACACCUCACUGGCGACAGCGUCACCGGACUCAUCAAAAAAGGACAUUCUUUUAAUAUUUCGGAAAUAUUACAUCCAAACUCGGGAACUAUCACUCACCAUUAUUCCACCCCUGUGUUCACAUACGGGAUGUCACCCAGAACAUCAUCGCCCCCACCCACAAGUUCAUCGGGGCUCGCACCCCUCCAGGCUUUGUGUGCCUCGGGGAUGUCGGCUUUCACGGCCCGGGGGUCAGGCGAGCAGGGGAGAGGGCAAAGUGACAGUUCAACAUCUAAUCAGCUCAAAUUUGGAAUUACCCGAAUUUUAUCUGAUGAUUUCGGAAAGGAUAAAAGUGAAAAAGCAUCAUCCCCGAAACGCUCACCCCCGACGAGCCCUGCCCGACCCCACCUGUGUCCAUGUAACAGCGUCACCUGCACCCCCGGGCACUACCCACAGAUGAUGUACCCAUCCUCCCUGUCUGCCGUACACGCCCUGCAACCCCCUCAAUACCCAAUGUCCGCCGGCUCAGACGCGCUGCCAGGUGAGCUAUUUUCAUGGCCGUAUUCGAUCCUCAGUGCAGACAAUGGGACAUCCGGGCAACCCAAGAGGAAGAGAUCUUGGUCACGUGCUGUCUUCUCCAACCUCCAGAGGAAGGGCUUGGAGAAGAGGUUUGAGGUGCAGAAGUAUGUGACGAAGCCUGACAGACGACAGUUGGCCGCCAUGUUGGGGUUAACGGAUGCACAGGUGAAAGUGUGGUUCCAAAACAGACGGAUGAAGUGGCGUCAUGCGCAGCAACAGAAAGCUAAAGACGACGAGGGUUCGCCAGAUGGCGAGACCGGAAGUAAGGAAGGCGAGGAAAGGGCACUAGACAAGGUUGAUAUCGAGGCUGACUCCGAAGAGGAAAGUGACGAGUGUGACAAAGAGGAGGAGAUUUCAAUAGACAGUGGGGUAGAGGAAACAGAUGUACCGUGUUCCAUGGUGAGCCAGGAAGAGAGUGCCAACUGAGACGGUCUCACAACAGUGUGUGUGUGCACAUCCAGCCAUCUCAACUCGUGGCAUUGUCGAGGAGAAGAGCACAGAUUGAGACCUUGUCCAAUGAGCGAUCGUCCCCUGAUCACGUGGAGCAUAUUUAUAACCCCAGUAACCUUCUGCAGGCAGAUUGCGUGCUGCACGUGCGUUACAUGCAAACUGUGAUAUAUGGCUGUGCAUAAAGCACCAUAGAGGACGAGUAUCAAUACAUGAAGACACAAACGUCACUUACGCAAUAUGAAAACUUUCGACGAUAGUAACUUUCUAUUUCGAUAUUUUCUGUCAAUUAUCCUGUUACAUAAGUUGCAACGAAUCUAUCCUCUAAAACCAUCUAUAUGUUGCUGUUAGUAUUUAUCUGAAUUUUAUUGUGUCAAAGCUUUUUGUGAAAGUUUAAGGUAUGGGAGUCCGGUAUAGAUUUUUAUGCUGGUGUGAUUGUCUACAUGCGAAAUGUUUUUGAAGCACAAAUACACGUAGGCAAUCACAUUCAGAUCGACAGUUGUAUAUAUAUUUGUAAAUACAGUCGAUGUUCAUAAAUAUGUUCUUGUAAAUAAAUUAUUGA